CAAAAACUCCCACGAAACUUCACCUCCACAACCGUGUACAGAACACAGCCACCAUGACCACCACCGCCACCGCCACCGCCUCCUCAAAACACCAGCCACCACAAUUAACAGACGCCGAAAUCAUAGACCUAGCAAAUCAAAACCAGCUCCACCCCUACCUCCUCUCCACAUCAUCUCACCCUACACUCCUCUCUUACCUCCAUAAUCGCACUCUCUCCCCUUCACCUUCUCUUCCAAUCUGUCAAUACACACUCUCUCUUCUCUCUCUCAUUUCCCUCUCUCCUCACACUCCUUCUCUCUCGUCUCUUCUCUCUUCUCUCCUCGCUGAUUACACCAAUCUCUUUCUCUCCUUUCAAAUCCCCCGCGAUUCGAACUCCCUCAAAACCAUCCAUUUUUUCAGUACUGUCUUGAAUAAUGUCCCAAUCAAAGAUUUAGAGGCCGUUUCCGAGUCAAUCGUGCUUAAUUUGUCAAAACUAGUGAGUUUUGAGGACACCCAGAUGCUUGAUAUUCUUCCUGCUUGUUUCAAUUUGAUGAUUAAUGAGAAUGGGAGGGAAUUUGUAGGCUUGAUUUUGGACAGGGUUAUUGAGAGUGAAUGGUCAAAGGGGUUGUUGGUGAAAAUGGUUUCUCUAGUUAGGGAAUUCAUAGGUUUUAUUGAUAAAGUGAGAGGGAGGGAGUUUUUGGAGAAGGUGUUUAAGGGAAUGAGAAGAGUGGAUUUACAGGACUUGCCUUCGCUUGUUUAUCAAUUACUGGUUUUAACAUCAAAAGGGUUUAAUAAGAGGGAGGUGAUUGAAGGGAUUGUUAUGUUUUUUGGGUCUGAAUUUGGGGGCCCGAAAAGAGGGAGUUCGAUUGUUAGGCAAGUUGAAGGGACUGUUUUGCUUCAUGUUAAUUUUGCGGUGAAGCAGGAUCCUUCACUGGGGAAAGAAGUUAUAGGGCUUGUGAAGUUGGAUUUUAGGGCUCUUAACCAUUUUACUAUUUCUGUUUUGUUGUCUGUUGCCAGGGUUAGAAGGUUUAGUGAGAGCUCAUUGGGAAUACUGAAAACUGUUUUGCUGACUGCUUAUCGUGAUCACAAGUUCGCUAAAAACUGUAAGUGGUUGCCAGAGGAUUUCAAGGAAGAGUGUCUGCAGAAUGUCCAAAUAGCGGAAAAAGCUUUAUUAAGAGCUGUUAAUGAGAGCAACUAUGGAAGAGAGCACAUUGUGCCUACUAUCGUGCAGUUCAGUUUUCAAUUGCUAGAGUCAUUGGAAGAUGGAAACGUUAGAGAGCUCUGGGAUUCUAAUGCUAUAUUGGGCAUCGAGGAGCUUAGUAUUCAGAUGCUGAAAACUCUAUUCGAUGUCCAUGAGAUGGCAAGAAAUGAGAUUAUUGAGCAAAGCAAAUCUCGCAUCCUUUCUUUGAAGCCAGAGAAGAACAUACCAAUCAUCAGACUGCUUGGUCAUCUAGUCCAGAGUUAUCCUUACCUGAUGCUGGAACACGCUUCCCGUCUGAAGGAAUUGUUGGAUUAUUUUGUUUUUAUGCAUGGCAUGGUUGCCACUCAUCUUGUUGCUGCUCUUGUGCCUCUCAUCAAACUUAGUCGUGAUCUUCGGGAUUACACAAUUUUGGUUGUCCGCAAGGCCAUGUUUAGACGGGAAGAUGCAGUUCGCCUUUCUGCAACAAAUGCCAUUUUCAAUCUUAUACUUGCAGAUAAGGAAGCCAAGAGAGAAGGCUCGGUUUCUUUUCAAGACUCAUCAAGCCAAGCAAGUUGCAGCCAACAUGCUGAAAUACCAUGCAUCAUGGAUGGAGGUCUCUUCCAGGAGCUACGUGGUUUGCUGCAGAGAUGUCUUUAUCAACAGGCUGAAAUCAAGGAAGUCAUGUAUCAUGGUCUUUUGAAGCUUGUCAUGGCAGACCCAUCAUGUGGGGGACCUGUGCUUGAUUUUCUCUUGCCCCACUUUCGUUGUUUUUUCAAGGAGGAUGCAGAUGUUCAACUUGAAAUAAGUCGUUGCACUAAAUCACUGAGUGGCAAUGUUGUCAUUGAAGAGCCUCUAGAUGCUCUAAUGUCUUGUGUUUCUUCAAUUUUACUCCUUCAGCCACAUGGUAAAGCUGAUUGUCCAGACUCUUCGAGGCCAUAUUUUGGUUUUUCCCUUUCUCAAGAAAAUGAGCUAGGAAGUGAUCUCUCUCGUGAAUCAUUUUCCAAUGCUUUGUUAAAGAUCCAGAAGUUCCUAAAGAAGAUAAAUUUGGAAGACUUUCUGAGUCGCAUUCAGGGUGAUAGCUCGACAUCUGUUCAAGAGGAGAAAAGAAAAUGCUGUGCAUUGAUUUUAGCGGGCAUCCUUGAAGUAGUAGUGAACACUAUCGCAACCAGGUUGAAUAAAGCGACAGACAUAGAGAAGGUGGAUCUCGAAAAGGAACUUGUUGGGUUUGUUAAUCUUCACGAGUUACUGGAAAAGGAUUUGUGUACAAGAUUGAGCACUGGUAUCAAAAGGGGGAAUGUGCGAGCUACUGCUCCUGCUCCUGGUAUGGCUAGUAAUAUUGAACCUGGCAACAAUAGAUUGACUCAAGAACGAAUUCCUUACUUGACAACUUCAAGCCUCUGUCAGCUAAUGCAAACAGCACGUAAGCUAUGCAAUACUGAAUGCUCUAAAACUAUUGCAGCAUCCCAGCACCAUAGCCAGUUGUCAUCGAGCAAGCCAGUAACAUGCCAUAAGAUUAUGGCUUUUAUCUUGAACCAUUCCCUUCAUCACAUAAAAUCUUACCAAACUGUGGCGAAAGAAAAUCCUUUGAGGACUUUGAUAUACGGGGAAAUUAAAUUGAUGGGACCUCCUUUGCUGAAGUUAAUUUUUUUGCUCAAAUCAGGAAAGAAGUUGGUGACAGAUGAAAAGAAAAAAGAAAAGAGAAUAAAAGAUGAAGAUAGAAAAGGAUAUCUACAUCUAGCCUUAUUAUGCAUGAAGGAAUUGGUCACAAUUAGUUUGCAGAACCCACAUUUGACUGGGUUGCUUGAGGAUUUGGUGUCAGUAUCCACACUAGAGUAUCCUGAAUUGGAUGAUAAAUAUGAAGAAGCCUCCAGGAUUGACGAUCAGCAUAUAAGAAUCAAAGAAUUGUUUGUUGUCAAAGUUUUGAAGCCAUUGUUCAGUGAGCUUCUUGCACAAUCUUAUUUUCAUGAACUUGAGAUUAUCUCUGAUAUGCUAUUGGUGAUUGGAGAAAAACUGCCCCGCAAACAGAGGAACUCUCAUGGAGCCUGGAGUAUUCAUGUCUGCAAAAGCAAUGUCAUAAAGAACUCCAAGGCUGCAAGAAGUGUGGUUGCCCUUGCUAUCUCUUUAAGCUCCCCACCAAGUGAUUUAAUUGUAGCUCAAGACAUGGCCAAGGAGCUGUUAAAAGUCACUGGAUCAGAGACAAGUAACGCAGAAGAGGUGUCUGGAUCACACUCUAUCAUAAACCAGUCAACGAGCAGUAGCAUAAUUUCUUGUAUACAGAAACUAAUCGAAGCAAUUAUUGUUGAUAUGGAUUGGGCCAUCAAAAAACUGAAUAUAUUCACUCUGGUAUCUCAAAAAAGCAUUCAUUUUAGUCAGAACGAGGAACAUAUUACAGGAUUGGAGUACGAAAACAACCUUUACUCAAGGGCUGAAGCGGUGGUGAAAGUACUUUCUUGCUUUGUUUCGAUGAAUCUCAAGGAACCUCAAGCAGAGCAUUUGCUCAGAUUGACUGCAAAAUUUUACAAGCAUUUAGCUCAGAUGUCAAGGCUCAGGAUUGCUUCCAAGGGAUGCAAGCAGCUCAUACCUAGUCUUGCUUUCCAGAAGCUUGUUGAACUAACUUGCAAGCAGCUAACCGUUCCACUUUAUAACUUUGUUGCAGAGAUGCAAAGGGAGCAAGAAAAUGCUAACAGCAAGUGUACUGCCAACAAGAUCAAGAGGGAGAAUAAGUGCAUCCCCGACUUGAUCUACCAGAUAGAAGAUUGUGAAAAAUAUCUAAUCCAGCUGAGCAAGGUGAGCAAAAUCAAUUUAUUGAGGCAUGCCAAGCGUAGUACUUCCAGGGAUUUCAAAAUAAUAGAUUCAAGGAAGAUUAUUACAGAAGAAGAUGAACCCAAUCACGAGCCUGCCUGUCAUGCUGCUGCUACUGCUGAGAAUGGAUCACCUGAGUCUGGAGACAAUGAAGGUAAUGAAUCAGACAAGGUUUUGUCAUCUCAGUCUGGUAGUCCUUUGUCUGAGGAGGAAUCCGCAUCUGAUGGCGAGAAUGGAGGUGCCCUUCCUCAUGCCAAGAGGGUGAAGAGAGACAGAGUUGUGCUAGAUUCUGAUGAUGAAGCAUAAAGUUAAAACGCUGGAAAUUGAUGUACAUAACAGAAAGGGGUUCCUUAUAUUAGAAUAGAUAUUCUGGAUAAUGGCUUUAGGUUGUAGUUGCAAGCUUUACAUGGAGGGAAUUCAAGAACAGGCCAUGAAUUAUAUGAUCGAUCUUCCAGGCCAGACAGCGAUUUUCUAGUGAGUUGCUACCAAUUCUUCGUUCAAUAUCAAAGACAAUCUCUGUGAUAUCCAGAAAAAAAGCUUUCAAUUAAUCAGAACGUGGAACGUUCUUCUACUCUGACAUUGAGAAUCAUCUUUUAUUCGGGUUGCAGCAGUUGUAAAAUUACAUAAUAAAAGUAUGAGAAGAUGCUUAGAAUCAUGCACUUAGCAACGAUGCUGCUGCUGCUGCUGAGAAAAACGUCCUCUGAGGUUUCCAAAGUCGGGGACAGUGAAUCAGAAAAAGUUUUUCAGCAGUUGAAGAGGAACUCAAGUCUUCUGGUCAGGUGAGGUGCCCUUUCCAAUGCCAAAAUGUUGAAGAGUACAGUUGAUCAAACUUUUCUGCAGCAACCAUCCAUUAUCCAUGUUAUGACAGGCAGCCCAGGUAUAAUCCAUGGUAAUGAAAUUUUGUGUCAAAAUCAACCUUGGUUUGAAGUUACUUUAUGCUGGCAAAAUAUAUGAAAAAGUUGAUUUCUACAGUCAGGGACUCAGGGCACAGUAGUAGAAUGAUAUUAUUAAUUCUGUAUAGGCAACGUUAUAUAUGUUCUGUGGUUUUUUAGAGACUGUAUCUGGUGCCGGCAUAGGUACAGGUUAAGGGAGUUUCAAGAUUAAAUUUUUUCUUACUCAA
Molecule: messenger RNA, 5082 nt
Organism: Populus trichocarpa (black cottonwood)
Lineage: Eukaryota; Viridiplantae; Streptophyta; Magnoliopsida; Malpighiales; Salicaceae
Exons: 13
Coding region: 54-4268 (1404 amino acids)
Biological process (GO): DNA repair
Molecular function (GO): DNA polymerase binding
Source: RefSeq, a predicted model, not a curated record